Xyrauchen texanus (razorback sucker) is the source of this 3551-nucleotide messenger RNA. RefSeq names its product CASP8 and FADD-like apoptosis regulator a (gene cflara). The record is from RefSeq and is a predicted model, not a curated record. Gene Ontology annotation, biological process: negative regulation of extrinsic apoptotic signaling pathway via death domain receptors; proteolysis. NCBI's taxonomy places the organism in Eukaryota, Metazoa, Chordata, Actinopteri, Cypriniformes, Catostomidae. Bases 503 to 1942 code for a protein of 479 amino acids. Gene Ontology annotation, molecular function: cysteine-type endopeptidase activity; protein binding. The transcript is spliced from 11 exons.
AUGAAGUUUAAUGAGAUAAAAGAAGUAAAUACUUAAAUAAGGAAUAGGUUUUGGCCUUUGUGUUAAUAAAAUUCCCCUCAGAGGGCGGGGCAACAGAAGUGUUGACGUUGAAGGUACUUUCGCUUUGGUUUUUAAAGGGCGUUGAUCAUCGGAAAUGGAGCCGCGCAGCAUUGACGUGUUUCCAGGAGAAAAGGCAACGCCACCUUCGGGUUUGGCCCUCUACCACAAGGACAUUGAAGGUGUAAAUCAAAAGUGGCUGUUGAUUACAUCAAAAAUGUGAUGUUAAAAGUCAGAUUUUGCCCUCAAUACUUUCAAUUCAUAACUUAAUUUCCUAAAGAUCAUCUUCUUUUUCAAUAAUUCUUUUCACGUUUUUUUUUCAAGUAAAUGAUAGAUGUUUAAAAAUGCGUAAAACAUCCCUCCCCCAACUCUUACAAUGACCGUUUGGCUUGCUCAAACUGUGAGCAAUACAACCGACAGCAUCUAUACAGAAUCAUAAAGUGAAAUGGCGGAUGGAUUUUCGAUCAUGGUUAACAAUGUGACAGCAUCUCUUAGCAAGGAGGAGUGUAGGACCCUACUGUACCUGUGUACAGAUUUAUUCACCAACAGCUGUGUGGAGGAUUUAAGAGGGGCUUUGCUGGCUUUUGCCAGUCAGAAACAAAAUCAAGCAGGGCAGUCUCAGGCUGGUGGUGCCCUCCUGAUGGAGCUCAUGUUCAGAAUGAAACGCUUUGACAUUUUAAAGAAAGUUCUCGGCAGCAACCGACAACAAGUUGAAGGAAUUCUACAGAAAGGAGGCGUCCUCUCGGAUUACAGGGUUCUAAUGGCAGAUGUGAGUGAGAACCUGGAGAACGAUGAGUUACAGUCCCUUAUCUUUCUCCUGAGCAGUACCCUGCCCAAAGAGAGACUGGCUAGAGCUACUAGUUUCCUAGAUGUGGUGGUAGAAUUGGAGAAGUUAGAUGAAGUAUCCUGUGAUAAGCUAGACCUGGUUGAACAGUGUUUGAGGAACAUUCACAGAAUUGACCUUGUCAAAAGGAUUCAGGCCUACCAUAGAGGUCGGAAUGUACCAUGUGUAGUCCCUAAAGUUCCUAAGCAGAAUUUCUCAAAAUACACCCCUGGGCCCCCUCAGCGUCCUAUUAACCCAGUCAGACAACCUCAAUGCUGUUCUCAAGAGUUUAAAAAUUUGAAGGUUUCCGUGCCUGAAACAGGGACAUCGUACACACAGGCUUUAGUGGAUGAGUAUCAAUUGAAUCCUGAUCAGAGGGGCUUGUGUGUGAUUAUUGACUGUGUUGGCUUUGAUGGAGAGAUGCUGAGCCAGACAUUCGAACGUUUGGGUUUCAUGGUCAUCUUCCACUCUCUCCUGGGUCUGAAAGAAACCCAGAAAGUCCUGGAAGACCUGGCCCGCCACAGGAACCUCCAGAGGGUCAACCGCUUUGUCUGCUGCCUCAUUGGCAGGGGAUCGGACACUCACCUGCUGGCUACAGACUCCCACGGCCCUGGCAUGAUGCUGGAAGAUCUCAAACAACUUUUCAGCCCAGUCCAGUGUCCCUCCCUGUGUGGUAAACCCAAACUGUUCUUCACCCAGAUCUACAGGACGGAAGGAGCACAGCGAAGACCCUCAAUGUAUGAUGAAUACCUUGAGACAGAUUGUCCAUCACACCACUAUGCUGGGAGUCAGGGUGAGGACGAGCGAACGGUCCCGGUGUCUGCGGAUGUACUUUGGAGUGUCUGCACAACAGAGGCAGAGCUACUGGAAGGCUCUGGUCACCAGUCUGUUUACCUGCAUGCAUUAAAAUCUGCCUUGUUAAGGGGAUUUGAGAGGAAGAUGCAUGUAUUGGAUAUUAUGAUAGAAGUGAACAGAAGAGUGUUUAGUCACAAUCAGCAGAAUCCUGAGAAGACGUAUCAGCCUCAGCUCUCUCAUACACUACGGAAGAAACUUUACUUUUAACACUAACAAGUGUGCGAAUCAACACAAACGGCUCCUUUUCUUUCUUUCUUGGUCACAGAUUCACGUGGUUCAGAGUUGAAGUAAUUGUUGUUUACUGUUUGUGUAGUUGAUAAACAGCUUCAUACUGCCAUAGCAAGGAAUUAUUCUAUUGCAUUACAGUAUAUUUUAUUUGUAGUUAUUUAUUAGUGCAGCUUAAUUGCUUGAAUGUAUCGAAGUGUCUUGAAAUUACUGAGGUGAGUUUUGAAUUUGAAGGCUGUGCAGAGGGUAACGUGAUUUAACCAAACAUAAUCUCACGUUCUCCGUCAAUAUUAUUGAGUUUUAGUCAAAUAAUCGAAAGGGUCUAUUAUUAUCAUUGUAUUUUUUACAAGACAUUUUUAUUUGGCAGCUAAAACAACGUUCUCUAUUACAGUAUCUACUGCUAGUUUGUAAUUUAUUAUAAUUAAAAUUAAAAUAAAUAUAUAAGAAUUCUUCUCUUUUCGCAGUUGUAAGAGCGUAAAGUAUACUAUGUGUAAUCUAAGCAGAUUUUACCACUUAUAUCAAUAUUUAAUUGUUCGUAUUAGAGGUUCAUCAUUAAAUCAUUUAUCAGUUAUUGUUUUGUUUUGCUUUUGUUGAAGAGUUUCACCAUCAUAUUAUAAACAUAAUUGCAAACUGAUUGUGUAAAAUGUCCUUGAAGGGUUUGGAUGAUUUGUUUGAGGAUGUUAUAAGCAACAGGUAUAUCUUGCGACAUGAAAUGAACAUCAUAAAACAUUUCUGAGUAUUAUGUUUAGCUUAAUGUCAUGUCCACUAAUGGAGGGUUUCUGAAUAUUUUUAUUGUUACAGCUUUUAAAGGGACAGUUCACCCAAAAAUGAAAACUCUCAUUUACUCACACUCAUGCCUUUCCAGAUGUGUGUGACUUUAUUUCUUCUGCAGAAUUUCAGCUCUGAAGGUCCAUACAAUGCAAGUGAAUGGGUGCCAGAAGUUUGAAGCUCCAAAAAGCACAUAAAGGCAGCAUGAAAGUAAUCAAUUAGACUCCAGUGGUUUAAUCCAUGUCUUCAGAAAUUAUAUGAUGCGUGUGGGUGAGAAACUGAUCAAUAUAUAAUCAAUAUGUGGUAGAAAUGAUUCUUCCUGCCCAGUAGGGGGCGUAUGCAUGAAGAAUGUGAAUCGCCAAAAACACAAGAAGAAGAAUGUGAAAGUUAAAGUGGAGAUUGACUGAGCAGGGAGGUGAAUUAAUAGUAAAAACUUACAAAAAUUCUGUUUCUUACCCACACCUAUCAUAUCACUUCUGAAGACAUUGAUUUAACCACUGGAGUCAUGCUGACUUGUGUGAUUUUUGGAGCUUAAAAAAAAUUGGCACCCAUUUACUUGCAUUGUAUGGACCUAAAGAUAUGUGAGAUUCUUCUAAAAAUGUAAUAGGGGGCUGAAUACAGUUACUUUAUUUGUGUAUUCUGUACAGGGCUGUAACCACAAUAUACAUUGAGGGGAACGUGCCCGCAAUAGAUUACUCAAGGCCAGUAAUGUAAUCUUAAUACUUUGGAUUACUUCUUCAGCACUGCUACGUAUUUUUCACUUGUUUUGACUAAUAAAAAUUUAUUUGGAGAAAAUAUAUUCUCCAAAUAAAUACCAAAUAUC